Molecule: messenger RNA, 1018 nt
Organism: Stylophora pistillata
Lineage: Eukaryota; Metazoa; Cnidaria; Anthozoa; Scleractinia; Pocilloporidae
Product: protein BTG1
Cellular component (GO): cytoplasm; nucleus
Source: RefSeq, a predicted model, not a curated record
UUUCCGCAAAAUUUUUCGAUGCGAAGAAAAUCUGAAAGAAGGUCCGGUGGAAGGCGAUCUUGAAGGCGAAAAUAAACGUCGUUUAAGAGGGCUGGUAGCUUUCCAGGAAAGUGUUGCGACGGAGUUACCAAGAAAGAAACUGUCUGUUGGAAGAACGCGUUUUUUUUUGGAACAAUACUAUCGACGGCAAACGAAAACUGUGCGCGUUGAAGGGUAAACAUUCUCUUCGACGUAAACCAUGAAGACCGAAAUCGAAAUGGCUUGUAGAUUCUUGACGAAAAUCUUGAGAGGGAGUGCAAAGCUCUCAGAGAAGCAGAUCGAGGCUUUUCACAAGAAAACGAAGGAGAUUUUGUGUGCGAGAUACAAGCACCACUGGCAUCCGCAGAAUCCUUUGUUAGGAAGUGGAUUUCGUUGUAUUAGAAUCAACCAUUCCUUGGAUCCUGUUCUUGCUGAAGCAGCCCAAGCUUGUGGUCUUGUCAACAACGAUCUUGCUCUCCCCGAUGAGCUAACGCUUUGGAUCGACCCUAAAUCAGUGGCGUUUCGAAUUGGGGAAAACGGAUCCAUUUGUGAUCUGGAUGAAUCAAUGAUUUCGCAAGAAAACAACACAAGCAAGCCUUCGCCAAAAGAAGCGCUGAAUUCAAGGAACCAGGAGAGAAGACCAGCCAAGAGAAAUAGCAUGAAUAUCCUAAAUUGCACUAAGGAUGUGGUUAGUUUCCCAGUGUCUUCUUGCAUUCCAUGUUAGCAUUAAAAAACAGAGAGAUUUUAGAGUUAAAAAUGUUUGUGUGCACAUAUAAAAUUUUCUGGUAUACAAAGAUAUGUAAAUUUCACGUUCGAUCGAAAUUAUCCUUUGUAAGUUGUGUUGGUGUAUAAAGAACACUCGAAUUUGUUAAUUUCUCUUUGGCUGGGAAUUUUGUAAGAUAACAACCUGUAUUUUUAACUGUAUAGAAUUUUGUAUAAAAGUCUGUACAGUUUGCUGUUCACAGCAAUAAUAAAUUGAAUAACAUUGAAGCAUAUUUAA